Olea europaea var. sylvestris is the source of this 288-nucleotide messenger RNA. RefSeq names its product glycine-rich protein 5-like. The coding region runs from base 1 to 288 and encodes 95 amino acids. The transcript has 2 exons. The record is from RefSeq and is a predicted model, not a curated record. Lineage: Eukaryota; Viridiplantae; Streptophyta; Magnoliopsida; Lamiales; Oleaceae.
AUGACUUUCAAAUUUGUUCUCUUGGUUCUCCUUGGUGUUCUUAUUUGCACCACCACUGCAAGAAAGCUUGUUGGCUCAGAGGGUUCUUUAGAUGGAGAUAAAAAUUUCUCCCUUGGUCACUGGGAUCUAGGAGGGCUUGGUGGAGGUGGGGGCGGAGGCUUUGGUGGAGGUGGAGGUGGAGGUGGAGGAACGGAAGGUGGUUUUGGUUCUGGAGGAGGAAUGGGUGGUGGGAUUGGAGAACAAACAGAUUUACCUUAUAAUAUACAAAGAUUUGCAUGGAAGAAAUAA